UCUUCUGAUGUUUUGAGCGUGUAUUGCAAUGUUAUCAACUACGAAAUGGCUAGACAUUCUGUCGAAGAAGAUGAUGUUAAAACUGCAAUACGAAGAGUGAAAUAUGCUUAUUUACCUCAAAGGAAAUGGUUACCUGUGAUGUACUGUACCAAUCUUCUCGAGAGGAUAGCUGAUUGUUGCGCUUAUUUGCAUUUAUAUGCCCCUCUACACACAUCAAUGGUGUACUAUGUCAUGAAUUUUGCAGUUAGUGAAAUGCGAGAGUGGUUUCGAACAUUUUUAUCAAUCUGUGAACCUUUAAAAAUAUGCAGUCUAGGUGGAGGACCGGGUACUGAUAUCAUUGGAGUUGUAACAGCGCUACAAAGAGAGUUUGGUUGUUUCUAUACUUCUGCGAUAAUAUUGGAUAUAAUUUCUGACUGGAAUAUUAUAUUUGGAUCUGUCAUCGAUGAAAUCACGUCUGGUUGCUAUGCUGACAUAGGAAAAUGCCUAACUUGGGAAUUUUUUCAAUGGUCAUUAAUAACGACUAAUUUAUUGAAUGAAAUGGAUCCAGACGUGGAUGAUACUAUUAAAACUGCAGAUUUUGUAAUAAUGAGUAAGUUUAUAUCGGCUAUUUCUUCUCGCGGAGCAUCUAAAAUGAUCCAAAACAUUUUUAAAAGGAUGAAACCUGGUGCAGUUCUUCUUUAUAUCGAUAAUGAUGGAGGAAGACAUCAUAAAUUAGUGUCGAAAAUUGCUGGGGAGUGUUGCCUUGUACCUCUGAUUAGACCUUUGCAGCACCUAAAGUAUAGCAAUGAAGCUUUGAGGAUUAAAAGAUUUGGUUCGUGGAGUUGCUGUGAAACAAAAAUAACAGUUCAGAUAAUGGAGAAAAGGUCCGGAUUUCUAUCCGUAUGGAAUUAUUUUCCAUCGCCGCAAGUUGAAAAAAACUAUUGGGAUACAUAUUUGCAAAAUUUCAGGUUUAUGUCUGGCAGAAAUCGCCGCCAUAGGGGUCGACAUAGCGAUGAUUUUGAGAGACUUAGUCGACUUAGACGAAAAAAAAUCAAGCACAGAAGAAACAGAAAACUACAUUUUGAGGAUUUUCGUUCUUUAUCUGCUAAAAUAGAUAUUUAAAAGAUAUAUAUAUG
This is a messenger RNA of Argiope bruennichi, 1115 nucleotides long. RefSeq lists its product as uncharacterized. Lineage: Eukaryota; Metazoa; Arthropoda; Arachnida; Araneae; Araneidae. Bases 46 to 1101 code for a protein of 351 amino acids. The record is from RefSeq and is a predicted model, not a curated record. The transcript has 2 exons.